AUGCCGAUACCAGAGAUUGAAAAUUCGCAGGAUGAAAGGGGAGAAAGAUCACAACCACAACGCGAGCAGGAUGAUAAUCAAGCGACCUAUGAGCCUCGACUAUUUUCCGACGUCGAACUCGUGGGAGAAUUACAUCCUUUAUCUCGCUCUGGAGGGAAAGAGGAAGAGUCUACCGCAGCUGCAACUAUUUCAAAACCAUCGGCGCUGUUUGGCAGUCAAUCUGAAGCUAACAAAGCAUCAUCUUCAGCUCACAUAACGCCUACGAACUGGCCACGGGCAAAGCGAUGGGCUGCAACUUUGAUUGUUUCCUCUUUCGCCUUCCUCCAACCACUUACUGAAACGAUGCUUGCACCGGUUGAAGCGCAAAUCUCGGGUGAACUGAACAUCAAAAGCUCAAGGGAAUGGCUUUUAUGUAACUCUAUCAUACUCAUUGGUGUGGGACUUGGGCCUUUGAUUCUGGCACCCUUGUCCGAAGUCUAUGGUCGAAAGCCUGUUUUACUAGGCGGAUCUGCGAUCUUUCUAACCUGGAAUACUGGAUGUGGCGCCUCCACAAAUUUCGGCAUGAUGCUCGCUUUUCGGCUCCUGUCUGGGUUCGGUGCGUGUGUCGCAGAUGCUAUUGCUGGAGGAAUGCUUGGAGAGCUUUGGAGACCUGAAGAACGAGGAAAAGCAUUCGCAGUAUAUAUGACUGCUCCCUUGUUGGGUCCGGCGUUAGGUCCAAUUUGUGGCGCUUUCAUAUCAGAGGGAACGGACUGGAGGUGGAUUUUCUGGAUCACAUCCAUCGCUUCAGGCGUGGCAACUAUCGUUGCAGUUCUCUUCUUACCUGAGACUUACGAGCCCGUAUUACGACGUCGUAAGUUCAAUUUGCGGCGUAAAGCGAGUCCUCUCUCUACGGACAAAGAUCAAGCACACUUCCUCCAAGUUAUGCAGACGAACCUUCAACGGCCAUUUAGGAUGCUUGCAACUCAACCUAUUGUUCAACUCCUAGCGAUAUUCAUGGCACUUCUAUACGGCAACAUGUUUCUAUUUCUCUUCAUAUACCCUAAAUUGUGGAUUGAUAGUUAUGGCCAAAGUAUUCGAAUCAGCAGUCUCAACUACAUCUCGGCGGCUGUCGGAUAUGUCUCUGGUGUUGGCAUUGCUGGACAUCUCAAUGAUCGAAUAUAUGUCAUCCUAAAAGCCCGUAACAAUGGAAAAGGAAAGCCGGAGUAUCGCGUACCGGCCAUGAUCAUCGGUACACUUCUGGUUCCCAUCGGAUUGUUAUGGUGGGGCUGGUCAGGUGAGGCGAAAUUGCACUGGAUUAUGCCUAACAUUGGGUGUGCCCUCUUCACGGCCGGAUGCUAUAUUUGCUCCUCUUGUGUUUCUGUCUAUACGAUAGAUACCUACGCUCAAUACGCUGCAUCGGCAGUAUCGACUAACCUGGUCACCCGAAGCGUUGCGGCGGCGUUUUUCCCUCUUUUUGCACCGUACCUAUUUCAAAAUUUAGGGUUCGGCUACGGAGCGACCGUGUUGGCUGGGGGAUUUACGGCUAUUGGGUUAUUGGUCACUAUAACAUUGUGGCUCUAUGGCGAGAAAAUUCGCGAUCGGAGCACGUAUUGUUCGGCGGGGACAGUGGACUAGACAGAAUAUGUUGCAGACGCAAUGAAGUUGCAUAGAAUGGUAAUUCUUUG
Aaosphaeria arxii CBS 175.79 is the source of this 1664-nucleotide messenger RNA. RefSeq names its product MFS general substrate transporter. Gene Ontology annotation, biological process: transmembrane transport. Bases 1 to 1614 code for a protein of 537 amino acids. Gene Ontology annotation, molecular function: transmembrane transporter activity. Lineage: Eukaryota; Fungi; Ascomycota; Dothideomycetes; Pleosporales. Gene Ontology annotation, cellular component: membrane. The record is from RefSeq and is a predicted model, not a curated record. The transcript has 2 exons.